This is a messenger RNA of Drosophila teissieri, 2162 nucleotides long. RefSeq names its product glycerophosphodiester phosphodiesterase 1. The coding region runs from base 273 to 1265 and encodes 330 amino acids. The record is from RefSeq and is a predicted model, not a curated record. Lineage: Eukaryota; Metazoa; Arthropoda; Insecta; Diptera; Drosophilidae. Gene Ontology annotation, molecular function: phosphoric diester hydrolase activity. The transcript has 6 exons. Gene Ontology annotation, biological process: lipid metabolic process.
CAAGCAGCGAUAGAAAACUGGCUGAGAAAAUGUACGGAGCGUAUAUUGUGCGAAAUUUGAUUUGCUUUUUCGACGGUUAUUAUUGAAAGAAUCCAUUCGAAAAGUGGCCCUUUGCUAUAAGGAAACCGAAGCCGCCUGCACGCAAUAGAAAAUCCAGCAAACAGCACAAUCAAAGAAACAGCACAUAAUCGAAAGCAUCUGAGGAGGGAGUGGCAAGUGGUGCACUAGCGGGUGGUGGUGGCGGCACGCAUUCUAUUUAGGUUCUGUGCUGAAUGUCCUAUUGGCGUUUGUUGUGGCUGGCCCUCAAAAUGAUUUACCAGCUGUUGUGCUGCUCCGUGAGCCUGAUCUUCUUCUGCUUCAACGUAUUCUGGCUCUUUUGCAACCUGGCCAUCCCGUGGUGCACUCUCACCUUGCUCGUUGUCUGCAUCGCCUCCAAAUUCGUCAAGCUGCAACGAAGUCCCAACGAGAAGCGACUCCUAAGCCUUCUCAGUUCUCCGGAGGAAUGGCCCAGUUACUGGCCAAUCGCCAACCGGGCGGCCGGCUUUGAUGCGCCCGAAAACUCCAAGGCAGCCAUUAAGAAGUGUCUUGCACGUGGAUAUCGGAACGUGCUUCUGGAUGCCGGCCUUACGUCCUGCGGUGAAAUUGUCGUGGCUAACCCCGCAAAAAUAAAUGUUGCACAGCCGCUGGGGGAGUUGCAAAAGCUAAACAUCACAGAGCAACACCCAAUGGGGUCGCAGUACGAAGCGGAAGCGGUGGCUCCCCUCAGGCAAUUAUCCGAUUUCUUGGAGGCGGAGGCUGCUGAGACCACAGUGUUUUUGCGUCUGCACGACAACAGCGCCAGGAUGAUAAACCAACUGCAGAAGUUUAUGACUGCCGACGAGUCGUUUGCUCAGCGCACAAUUGUCAUCAGUCGAUCACCACUAGCCAUUUACCAGCUCCGAAAACUAAAGCCUGAAAUAAUUUGCGGCCUUUGGCACGAGACCUACUUGUCACUGGCCAUCCUCAAGUCCUCUACACUUAUUACCUCUAUCUACGGCGCUAUUUUUCGCAACAUAAUUGCACCCGUGAUAGGAAUAAGCGUAGUUUUUCUCUGCAAAGAUGAGAUUAACUUCCACAUUGCCGAUCUGUGGCGCAACGUGGGCGUCCGUCCAAUAGUCUAUAUGGUUAACUCACCCAACGAGAAAAGAUACUUCCAAAAGACCAUGAAGAUCCAGUACCUAACAGACUCGUUGCGGUCAGAACCGCACGUCCUUAUGAAAGCCUAAGGAUCCUUGAGGAUUUUAACGAACGAUAACGACUUAGAUCGACGCACACCAUACACAAACUGUUUGCAUUUAGCUUGCAGAGCUUAGCCCUUAAGACAAACUUAAGUACGCAUGUGUUUUUGUAGAAGCUUUAGAAAGUAUUAUCCCAAGCUUACCGGUACCAGUGAGAUGUAAGUUAUAAUUUGUUAAUUUAUAUGCUUUACUUCUGUUUAGCUGAAGCUUUUAUUAUUUAUACCCGUUACUCGUAGAGUAUACAAGAUUCGUUGAAAAGUAUGUAACAGGCAGGAGGAAGCGUUUCCUACCGUUUAAACUAUAUACAUUCUUGAUCAGGAUCAGUAGCCGAGUCCAUCUGACCAUGUCCGUGUGUCCACCGUCUGGUUGUCCGUCCGUAUGAGCGUCAAGGUCUCGGGAACUCAAAAAGCUAGAAAGUUGAGAUUCCGGAGAACUAGACACAGCGCAAAUUUGUUUUCUGAUGCUGCCACGCCCACUCUAACGACAAAUAACAAAUGUUGAACUUUUUCGAUCGCACUCCCACUAGUUGAGUAACGGGUAUCUGAUAGUCGAGGAACUCGCAUUCAAUCUUGUUUUAUUUACGUCCUGAUUAAUUUAUGUUGUUAUUUUAUUUGACGAGUACUGUAAUUUAUUUUAUACGAUUAUGUUCUCAAACUUUGUAUGAUGUACAAUAUUUCUACUAUGUACUCAACACAAUCAUACGCCGUAUAUGGCGUAUGAUUUUUGGAUGCUAUAUAUACACACAACAAGCUUUCCUCAAUUCCCCUUGUUACCCAAAUCCCAAAUGUAAUCAAUCAAAAAUCUACAAAAUGCUUACCAGCAAUAUAUGUAUAUGUCUAUACCAAAAAGCAGAAUUAAUUAAAACUACAUUUUAUUGUGAUUAUU